UCACAAAAUGGCUGAACUAUAGAGACGUGUAUUAUUUUCGAGUUAUAUUCGUCACAAUGGAGCCCAAAAAAGUUUAUUAUUCCAACAAAAACAAGUGUACAACUACUUUUUCGAACACAGACGUGUUGAUUUGCGGAGAUAAAUCUUCAUCAGUGUGUAGAACCGACUCGAUUUCAAUCCGUGACCGUGUGUGGUUUUCCCCGAGAGAUAUUCCCUUGAAAUCUUUUGAGAACUAUAAUAAGCGUUGCAGAUUCGUCCAUCGGCCUUCUCCAGAUAUUGUUAAGGAUUUUAGAGUCUCAACAAUGUGUGCGUGAGUGAAAAUGUGUCUGUGAUCUAGUUUACAAGUGUAUAGAAAAUAGUAACAAAAAAAAUGAAUUUUACUCAGAAUUGGCGCGAUAAGCGCACCGAUUUCAGACCCAUGCAUUAUUCCAUUGCCAACUACAGUACAGAAACAAAGAAAGAAAUGAGAUCCGCGUUCGGCGAAGACCUUUUCUUGAACAACCUUCAUCUGAUUCCGGAUCCCUUGAUGAAAAAUUUAGCGGACACAAUUAUCACGGAGGAAAAAAUGGCGCCUAAAUCGAAAUUAGAUAAACAUAUUGAUGUGAAUACGGACGACAACAUGCAUAAUAUCGAAGCUGAUUAUUCUCCACUGUCAGGUAUUACGAGUUUUCUUUCUGGCGUUGUAAACGUGAUUUCGAACGCAGUCUUUAGCAGACUCAGGUCGCCGGACCUGGUUGCUCAGCCACCGGCCCAGAUGGCGCCACCAUCGCUGUGGCAGCCAGCCAAACGCGUGGAUGAAAAUAAAAUGUUACCCGAUGAGAAGUUUUCGGAUGAAAAGUUUAGCGAACUCGCGCCAGACAUGGUUGACUGUAGGACGGCGGUCGCUCACUGUCAAAAUAAGAUCGAGCAGGUCCGCCUUCUCCUGGGCAGCAAGCCUGUGUCCACGCCACCAACCACCUAUCGCUCCCGGAGACGACCUAAACGCGUAUUUGUCGAAGCCAGCUCCGUAGAAGACAAUUUUGAAGAUGCAUUUUCACCAGAAGACUUCGAAAGCCUUGCAAAUGACUCGUACAUCCAAUACUCAAGCCCCGUAUGCUUCCAUGACCAGUUUUUCCACGAGGUAGACAGUCCUAAGGUGAAGACGGAGAUGAGAGUUCCCGCUUCUGUUCCCGGGGCUCCUACUGUCUGUGAGACCACUGAAAUUGUGGCAAAUGUACCUGAAGAUACCGUUAAUGCAAGUAAAUUAGUUAAUAGUAAAGAGGAGUUGGUAUCCUCCUGCGAAGAUAAGCUUAGUAAGUUGAAGGCACUGCUGGCUGAACGUAAGAAGAAAAAGACUGAUGUUGAGCCUGAACCGGUGACCGUACAGCAGACAGAGGAAGUUAAAGAACUGCCUAAAGUUAAAACACCAACAAAAGUCAAGGAUAAGCGAUUUAAGAACCCCAAUCGCACUUGUAGUAAGCGCAUGAAGUCUAAAAUGAGGAAAAGUAUUGAAGAUGACUUACGUUUUGCAAAUGAAAUCAAUAUUGAUGAUUUUUCCAGUGUAGAAAACUCACCGUCUAUGGGUUGUUUGGAGAAAUAUGUCAUGCAUUUCACUCAGCGUUCCGUUGAGACACCAACGCAAACCGAAAAGGAGUUUUUCGAUGAAGUGUCAGGACGGUUCCUCCCUGGUUCCGUAGAGAGUGAGGAUUCCUUCCAAAUUGUCUUCAAUGACUGUCCUAAGCUGCGGAGAACAUCGGACUGUGAAUCUGAAGACUCUUUCAUCGUCUUUGAAGAUUCUCCAGACAGUUGCUACACAUCCAACGACGUCUUCGGAGAGACAAGUGAUGAUGAUGAUGAGUACGACAGCGAUUCAGACGUCAGUCAGUCUGGUGAUUCAGGGUGUGGUGAUUAUCAGUUCAAUUUGGCUGCGUCUUUAUCUAAAAGUGUGUGUAACCUGACUGAUGCGAGCUUGUAUGCGGAAGGGGCUGAUGAAGUGGACUUUGUGGAUGAUACCGCAGUCAGUCAACCGGAGGAGGUGGAGACUGAAGAUCUGAAGACUGGAUUGCUCAUUGAUGAUCGGAAGAAACAGCAGCGGAAGGGAUUACCACCUAAGCGGGUGCAGUUCUCAUCAGCACCUCCGAAGGUUCACGUGCUUCGUGUCUGGGCGUUCGCAGCUCGCCAGGCUCGGGCCGGUCAUUGGGAGAGAUACGCUCUUGAUCGGGACCGCUUCAAGCGAAGAAUCGCCGACGUGGAAGUGGCCGUAUCCUGGGUGCUCCGACCCCAACACCGUUCCCGCAUCAUGUUCCAGCGUUUCAUGCCGUGGUGGAACCGCCUCAAGCGGGAGGAACUCGCCGAGAAGCGAGAGCGAGAAGAGCGAGCUAAGCUACAGGAGUUGGAAGAGCGAGCGAAGCAAGAGGAGCUAGAAGAGCGCGCGAAGCAAGAGGAGCUAGAAGAGCGCGCGAAGCAAGAGGAGCUAGCUGUUGUAGAUGUCACGCAGGAUGAGCGAGCGAAACGACAGGAGCUGGCUCUUGAAGACGUCACGCUAGAAGAGCGAGCGAAGCCAGGGACUGUUGAAGACGUCAAGCAAGAAGAGCGAGCGAAGCAAGGGACUGUCUACGAAGUUACAAAGCAAAGUAAGUCAGUAGAGCUUGGUGUCACAUCUCCGGUCGAUAAAGUUGAUGAUAGUUGCCUAAAUUCACCGCUAGAUGGAGCUGAAAACACCAUUGAUAAUAUUAAAACGCCAGAAGAAAAUAUUAAAAAUGAUAGUAAGUCGCUUUGUAAGAAGAAUCUUGAAAUAAUUCCGGUAAAUGAUAAAUUGUUGAUUUUGAAAACAGAUGUCACUCAGGCGAUUGACACUUGACAUAAUUUUAUUUUAAAAUUGUACGGUAUUGGGUAGAUUAUAAGUAGAACUAUAUGAAAAAUCCCGGCUUUUAAAAGCAUAUAUUGCAUACAAAAACCUUCCUCAUAAAUCGGUCUGUUUAUUGGUGAAAACCACAUGAAAAUCUGUGCUGCAGUUUUGGAGUUUUUCGCGAUCAAAAAUUUAGACGCAGCUGGGGAUGUAUUAUUU
Messenger RNA from Helicoverpa zea (corn earworm), 3046 nucleotides. RefSeq lists its product as uncharacterized. Gene Ontology annotation, cellular component: endoplasmic reticulum; protein phosphatase type 1 complex. Bases 371 to 2839 code for a protein of 822 amino acids. The record is from RefSeq and is a predicted model, not a curated record. Gene Ontology annotation, molecular function: protein phosphatase regulator activity. The transcript is spliced from 3 exons. Gene Ontology annotation, biological process: response to endoplasmic reticulum stress. Lineage: Eukaryota; Metazoa; Arthropoda; Insecta; Lepidoptera; Noctuidae.